This is a messenger RNA of Sporothrix schenckii 1099-18, 1008 nucleotides long. RefSeq lists its product as uncharacterized. The record is from RefSeq and is a predicted model, not a curated record. The coding region runs from base 1 to 1008 and encodes 335 amino acids. The transcript is spliced from 2 exons. NCBI's taxonomy places the organism in Eukaryota, Fungi, Ascomycota, Sordariomycetes, Ophiostomatales, Ophiostomataceae.
AUGGCACUAAAAGGCACGCGCGCUGCUGACCACGCUGGGUCCUGGUAUACGUCCGAUGAAGGCGAACUUUCAGACGAGCUGGAUAGGUGGCUUGACAGUGUUCCGGCGUCCAUCAAUGGACAAGCCCUCCCCAUUCCUGGCGCCAGGGCAGUCAUUGCUCCACACGCUGGUUAUCAGUAUUCUGGCCCAUGUGCUGCCUGGGCGUACAAGUCGCUUGAUCUUCGACAUGCGAAGCGCGUUUUUGUUCUCGGACCCAGCCAUACAUUCUACUUGCGCGGCUGUGCUCUGACGACAUUCGAGAGGUUUGCAACGCCAUUUGGCGACUUCGAAAUCGACGCGGAUACUCUGGCCGAGCUCCGUGCAACUGGAAGAUUCAGCGACAUUCCGCGGCACAACGACGUGCGCGAGCAUAGCCUCGAGAUGCACCUCCCAUAUAUCUGGAAGGUUCUUGAAAGGACCAUAGGCCACAACCAUGCAUGGCCCACCCUCGUUCCGAUUAUGGUUGGCGAUGGUGACGGUGCCGCAGAGAAAGACUACGGCGAGAUGUUGCUACCUUACUUGGAAGACCCGAAGAAUGCGUUUAUUGUCAGUUCCGAUUUCUGCCACUGGGGCCGAAACUUUCAAUUCUGGCAAUACUGCCCCGGAGCCGAUUUUACCCAAAUCCGCACGCUCUCGCCUCGAGGUGGGUCACGCCCUGGGCCUUCGGAACCGCCUAUCCACGAAUUUAUCCGUACGCUCGAUGAGGCUGCGUUUAAUAUUAUUGAAACCGGAGUGCAAGCAGACUUCGUCAGGUAUCUUCGCCUGACAGACAACACCAUUUGCGGGCGGCACCCCAUAAGCGUGAUCAUGGCGGCAUUGGAGUUGCUCGCUAGAAAGACGACAACCAUAGCGGCUGCUGGAGGGAAAGGGCAGAAGAAGUUUGCUUUUGUGAAAUACGACCGAAGCGAACUCGCCUCCUCCACCUCGGACUCGAGCGUGAGUUACGCCUCUGCGUAUGCUGUAUUUUGA